Messenger RNA from Priapulus caudatus, 2589 nucleotides. RefSeq names its product ubiquitin-conjugating enzyme E2 J1-like. NCBI's taxonomy places the organism in Eukaryota, Metazoa, Priapulida, Priapulimorpha, Priapulimorphida, Priapulidae. The record is from RefSeq and is a predicted model, not a curated record.
CAAAACAGUGGAUUGUGAGUGUACGAUAACUGCGAUACUAAUAGUAAUAGUAAUACUAUGGUAAUAAGCCUCCUAAACACGAUAGCAAUUUGUAUAAAAAAAUCAUUAACGUUACAGCUUAUCAAUAGAAUAGUAACUAAGUACUGAGGUAGCAUAUUUGCAGAACCAAAAAUAUACCAACUACUAGUGUGGAUCAAUAGGUUUCUUUGAUAGUAUGGAUGGACGCUACAGCCUUCGGAGUCCAGCUGUAAAAAGGUUGAUGCGCGAAGCAAAGGAGCUGCAAGAACCAACAGAGCAAUACUAUGCACAACCACUAGAGGUUUACAUAUUUGAAUGGCACUUCACAGUCCGAGGACCAGAAACAGAGUUUCAAAAUGGUAUUUACCAUGGUAGGAUCAUUCUACCACCAGAGUAUCCAAUGAAGCCACAAGCAUCAUAGCUGUUAACGUGAGGAAGGUUUGAAACAAUGAAAAAGAUAUGCCUGAGUAUAUCUGGACAUCAUCCUGAGUCGUGGCAGCCAUCUGUCAGAACAGCAUUGUUAGCAAUAAUUGGGUUUAUGCCAACACCAGGUGGUGGUGCGAUUGGUGCACUUGAUUACACACCUGAUGAAAGAAUGAUCCUGGCUAAAAGGUCCCAUGACUGGAUGUGUCCACUCUGUGGCAUUGCAAACCAUGAUCUCUUGCUUCCAAUGACAAGUGUAUCCAGUGCUGUACUCGAAGAGGCAAAAGUUCUUGGUACACAGAUAGGUUUCAAGGCUGAGGCCAGCAUGACUCCAAACAGUAGUAGUCAGUCUGUUUCAAAACAUCCGAGUGAAACAUCUCAUAGUCAACAAAGUUCCAACGAAUCUACUGACACUCUCCAAGAAACUGCAUGCCUUGGACCUUCAUCGCCUGUCCCUGACUGCACAGAAACUACAGCAGGUGGCAGUGACUUAAAUACAACAGACCACAGCUCACGGCAACCAUGUUUACCGGUGACGUCACCUGAACAGAAUGACCAGACUGUGCAGUCUCCCAGUGUGCAGGGAAAGCCGACCGUGAAUGCCCAGAGCCAUUCAUCGGUGGGUAACCAUCCUGCGUCCCAUGUUCGUCAGCGCGUAGCUCCAACAACGAUGCAAGUCAAUUACAGCCAAAUGGGAGGCAUGGUGGAGCAGAAUGGCAACGGUUCUUCAUCGAUCAUAGCAAUGAUCGUUUUGUCUCUUGUCAUUGCUGUGCUCGUCGCUCGCAGAAUGUGUACAAGCCUGCCAUGGCAUUUAGAUAUGACCGAACCGUAAUGUGACACGAAGUCUGGUGCUCCGGUUAAGUGUUAAUGCUGUAUUAGUCAUCGUUACUGGCCUCGCGUAGAAUAGAAGUGAAUGACAUUGUUUGUUUCAACAAUGAUGAAAAUACGUGUAUAGGUCAUUGCAUGUACGAAAUGAAUUACUAUCCUGAUGCUAUUACGGUUUGGAAGUUAAUGGUCAUGAUCCAAUGUUGAGAUGUUAAUUCCUGUGAACCUGUAACGUUAUCCUGGUGUCAUUAGGUUUGUUAUAGUUGCAUACUUGUCAAUGACAAUCUAUUACCUGUUUUUAUUUAUACAGAAGUUUUCAUGUCAAUGCUUAUAAAGAUUUUGCUUUAUGAAAAUAUAUUUUGUUUGUGAAAAUCAAGGGAUAAUAAUCAUUAGUCCUUAGAGUGAUGCAUGGCAGUAUGUUUUAUUGUGGGUUGGCAUAAUAGAUGUGUUUAUUAUGGUCACGGUGUUUUGAUGUAUAGCUGGAGCAAUUUACCAAAUAACCACAGACUACCAAAAAAUAUCAGGAAUAUAUUUAAUUGCUGCUGAUUAUGUUAGACAAAGGAUGUUAUCUUGUUUGCUUGUCUAUGCGAAGUGCAUGAAAUCAUGCAUACAUGCUCUGUCAAUAUGCUUUUUAUCUAGUGAACAUAGACUAAAAUAGCAGAUUGAAGAAAUCUGGUCUUGAAAUGUGAACUUAAGUGAAUAGCGAAGGCCGUUGUGGGCUGUGUAUGGGCGUCCUGUAUGGUGUUUGGGUGUUGUUGAUGGUGUGUGGCGUUGUUAAUGGUGUGUGGCGGAUUGUGUGGGGCUGAUGGUGUGUGGCGGAUUGUGUGGGGCUGAUGGUGUGUGGCGGAUUGUGUGUGGCUGAUUGUGUGGGGCGGAUUGUGUGGGGCUGAUGGUGUGUAGCGGAUUGUGUGGGGCUGAUGGUGUGUGGCGGAUUGUGUGGCGCUGAUGGUGUGUGGCGGAUUGUGUGGCGGAUUGUGUGGGGCUGAUGAUGUGUGGCAGAUUGUGUGUGGCUGAUGGUGUGUGGCGGAUUGUGUGGGGCUGAUGGUGUGUGGCGUUGCGGAUGGUUCUUUAGAACUCUUAAACUAUAACUGCACUGACCGUGUUUAAAGCUAUCUUAGUAAACGAAAGUAAAAUAUAAUAUUAAAAAUUGUACUGGAAUAGGCUAUUCAAUUGGGUUUGCGGAGUGACGUAUCAGUUGCAAGUCCGUCACAAGUAAAAAGUUACCAUUCAAGCACCGUAUCGUCCUAAAUUAUUGCCUAUAUUAUAGUACCCAGAUGAAUCAUCCAGAUGGUUUACUUUUGAAAUAUAUUCCGUGAAACCCUA